AUGUUUGAAGCUCAAAACCUGGACGACGUCUGCCUCCUUGAGUGUGUUUGCAUUUGUAAUACCACCUCCCUACAUUAUGGUCGCUGUUUUCCCAACGCAACAGACCGCAGAAGAAGAAAGGGGGCGUUCUUCCUGACUGUCCUACUGUCGACCGCCAUGAUUAGUCUGCUUCAAGUGUGUGGUGGAAAGUUCCUCACACGCAGCACCGUUCUCCAAGUUGCGAACAAAGCCUUCUAUUCCGCACAGAUGAGCAAACGCGUGGCCGUGGUUUUAGCAGGCUGCGGAGUCUACGAUGGCAGCGAAAUCCACGAAGCCUCCGCCAUUUUGGUGCAUUUGAGCAGAGGAGGCGCGAGUGUGCACAUGUUCGCCCCCGAUGUGGAACAAAUGCACGUCAUUAACCACGCGAAGGGCGAGCCCACUCAGGAGAAGAGGAACGUGUUGGUGGAGAGCGCCAGGCUGGCCCGUGGGAACAUCCGGGCUCUUUCUGAAUUGAAUGUCAAAGAUCAUGACGCCAUCAUCUUCCCAGGUGGCUUCGGGGCCGCCAAGAACCUGUGCACGUGGGCGGUGCAGGGUAAGGACUGCUCUGUCAACAGCGAGGUCAAAGCGGUUCUGGAGGCCUUCCGCGGCGAGGGCAAACCCAUCGGCCUCUGUUGCAUCUCGCCCGUGCUGGCCGCCAAAGUGUUUCCCGGAUGCGAGUUGACAGUCGGCCUGGAGAACGACGACAAGUACCCCAACACGACGGACACGGCGGCCGCCGUCAAGCAGCUGGGCUGCAAGCACGUGAGCGUCAACGUGAGCCAGAGCCACGUGGACGGCAAGAACAAGCUGGUGACCACCUGCGCUUUCAUGUGCGACGCACCCAUCCACGAGGUGUUCGACGGCAUCGGCUCCAUGGUGAAGGGGGUGCUCGAGCUCGCCUGAGGUCACAAAGCACAGCUAAUAAAAAUGUGUUUUAGCCAGCUUUACUGCUAAAGUUGUGUUGGUUUAUGAAAACGCACUCCCACACUCAACAUGCAGCACUCUUAGUGUGUUAGCUUUUUGUUCUAGGAAAUCGAAUCGUGCACAAUGUCUGCAAUCCAAUUUUCCACAGGCUAUUUUUGUGGCACAAUGUGGUGAACGGAGGGGCUAUAUUCAUAGUCACAUCGUGGCAGAACUGAAGUUAUGUAACUGCAAUGUGGUGAGGUUGAUGCAAAAAAAAAAAAAAAAACAUGAUGUUAAAAGCAGCUGUAGCAAAUCAUGUUAACCAAACCUCUUUUCAAUUGUAUGUUAUUGUACUGAGGAAAAUGCUAAAUAAA
Molecule: messenger RNA, 1295 nt
Organism: Corythoichthys intestinalis (scribbled pipefish)
Lineage: Eukaryota; Metazoa; Chordata; Actinopteri; Syngnathiformes; Syngnathidae
Exons: 5
Coding region: 1-921 (306 amino acids)
Source: RefSeq, a predicted model, not a curated record